Molecule: messenger RNA, 2604 nt
Organism: Macrosteles quadrilineatus (aster leafhopper)
Lineage: Eukaryota; Metazoa; Arthropoda; Insecta; Hemiptera; Cicadellidae
Product: metal regulatory transcription factor 1-like
Exons: 8
Coding region: 91-2091 (666 amino acids)
Biological process (GO): regulation of transcription by RNA polymerase II
Cellular component (GO): transcription regulator complex; PcG protein complex
Molecular function (GO): RNA polymerase II cis-regulatory region sequence-specific DNA binding; DNA-binding transcription factor activity, RNA polymerase II-specific
Source: RefSeq, a predicted model, not a curated record
GCAGACUACAGACAGCUGUUUUGUGUUAUGAAGUGUACACACACCAUUUUGUUCAAUUGAAUUACCUUCAGGAACCGUACAAAGAAACAAAUGGAUCAAAAUAACGAGUUCAGUUUAGGUGAAGAUCUUCCACAAUUCCAAGAUUUUUCUAGUAACAUGGAAUUCCUUGAAAUACCGAACUUUGAUACAGCUUUUGAACAGAGUCCAAUAUACACUGCUAACAUUUUGAACCACAAUACACCUCAAGCAACAACUACAUAUAUUGCUAGAAUCGACCAUAACAACAAAGAGGCAGGGUUUAUACAUCACAAAAUUAGUUCAGAUGAAAUAGAAAUGCGUAUAGCUGUAGGAAAUUCUUCGGCAAUGCCAGAGUUUCCGUCACAUGCGACCAUUACUGUUGAAACUACUGAUCCGAUGACUAUGCAAAAACAAGUAAAGAAAUUUCAGUGUGAAUACAACGGAUGUGAACGCAGAUACACUACUGUAGGAAAUCUUAGAACUCACAUGAAAACUCAUAAAGGAGAAUACAAGUUUAAGUGCGCACAGCCAAAUUGUGGGAAAGCCUUUCUGACGUCCUAUAGCCUGAAGAUUCAUGUUCGAGUUCACACCAAAGUGAAACCUUUCAACUGUAGCCAUGAUGGCUGUGAAAAGGCCUUCAAUACACUUUACAGACUGAGAGCCCAUCAAAGACUGCACAAUGGAGACACGUUCAACUGUAUUUUCAGCGGCUGCGGAAAGUACUUCACGACCCACAGUGAUCUCAAGAAACACAUUCGAACACACACACAGGAGCGACCUUACAAGUGUGGAGAGAAUGGUUGUGGCAAAGCAUUCACAGCUUCCCAUCAUCUAAAGACUCACAUCCGUACACACACGGGUCAGCGACCAAUGGUCUGUCCACACAACGGCUGCAGACGAACCUUCAUGGACAAACAGGGCUUGUUGAAACACUGCGCGACUCACGGUAACCUUGCGGACCUUGUCACAGUGGCAGAAGCUGAGGAUUGUUCUGAUGUUGAAGAUAAUCCUUCUGACAUAGAAGAUGUUACGGAAGACCCUUUAUCCAGUUCAACAGGGGAUAUUUCUUCAUAUUUGGCCUCUUCGGUGUCAUCGGAUGCAAAUCAAGAAAACGUUUGUAAAUCUUCCCAGAUAAUAUCUGAAAGUGGUUUUGAACCAAUCAUGUUUGAAAUCAACGGUGAUGGUGAGAUAGAAGUACAGGGUAUUACGAAAGCUAAUAACAAUGAACCGACAACAAAUCUAUCCAUUCUGCCAAACGUUGGCUUUGAAAACAGUCAUGUGAAGAAAGGGAAGGAAUUAAUCACACUGAACCUCAUCAGUGAGGUUGCUAACAAGGAUUCACAAACUGGUAGCUCAUUACCAGCAACGUUUGUCACAAACACUGCUCCAGAGGCACCCUCUCUGAAUCAUUCGGCUGGAAACAUAUCACCCGAUGUAGACCCAGAGACAAUAAUCAUGGAACUUGGAAAGCAAUCUGAAUGGGAAGACAUUUCUUCAGUAGGUGAAAUCGUCAUUAGUCCUCAAUUAGAUAUACUGGAGUUGCAGUGGAAUGAAAUAAUGAGGAAAGGCAAACCAAAUCAACCUGAAGAAUCGACAACAACUGAAGACGUUCCUGGUACAAACCAUAAGUCUGACUCGUCUUUCAGUAAAGACACAAACAGAAACCCCGCAGAAAAUAGCUCUGCAGCAAACGAAGAUAUUACAGAGCUAUGGAGAAACAUGGAGAAUAACAAUUUGGUUUUGGAGGAUGCUGUGGGGUUGUUAAGCUCUGAGGAAACACUUGAACAAACUGAAUACACAAUCCCUUCAGGGAGUAAUAGAGAUUCGACCAACACGCCUCAAGCUUCAGCAAGUUCCAGUGGGAGUUGUGGAUCAGCUGAUGACAAGUGUGAGUGUACUAAAGAAGGUAAAAAGGUUCAAAACUGCUGUGUUACUGUUUGCUUGAAGACUAUGAACCAACUGAGGAAAGUUCUAGAACAAGGCUGUUGUAAAGGGAGUGCAAUAGGGAAACAAUCUCUGGCGGCUAUAGCCCUCCAGUUGGCCUCCACUACGAAUUGCUGUUCAGGACACUAAAAGGUUGGUUGUUAUCAGAUAAUAUUUUAUUUUAUGUUCAUAGUUCCUUUAAAGGCUGAUUUUAUUUUUAAAUAGUUUAUUUAUUUAAAAAUUCUACCAAAAAUAAUAGUUAAACUUUUGAAAUUGUUUAAAAAUAAUUGUUAAGCAUUACAUAUAGAUAAAAUAAUUUUUAUUUAGUUUUUCCCGAUGUAUACAAUUUUCUAGAAUUAUAGCGGGAGGAAAAAUGAUAAACUGUUAGAAUUGACAAAAACCAAAGCUAAUAAUUUACAUUAUAAGCGGGUACAGCUGAAACUAUUUGUUACAAUUUACUUUUUAGGAAAAGACGAUUUUAAAUAUUUGACACAAUUCUUGUCACUUGAAGUUACCAUGAAUUUUACUUUACUAUCGGUUGUCUUUGGCAUUCAACAAUAAAAUGUUAAACCCAUUUUAUUCUAGUCACAAGUCAAUUAUUCUGUCGAAGCAUUUCACAGGGAUUUUAGUUUUAAUUAGGUUUAGUUUUUUUUUUUUUUUUUU